UAUUCUAUGCACGGCCACAUCCAACAAAUGGUCGAGGCGGAAAAGCGAGGCAUCGAAGCCGCCGGUGGGAAAGUUGAUAUCUUUCAGGUUGCCGAGACGCUUCCUACAGAGGUGCUGGAGAAGAUGCAUGCGGCUCCCAAGUCAGACAUUCAUCCAGUAAUACCACCAGAGAAGCUAGCCGAAUACGAUACUUUUCUACUUGGAAUUCCCACUCGAUUUGGCAACAUGCCGGCACAGUGGAAGGCGUUCUGGGACAGCACAAGCGGCCUGUGGAGAACAGGCGCUCUUUGGGGCAAGUAUGCCGGGGUGUUCAUUUCUACAGGGACAUUAGGCGGUGGCCAAGAGGCUACAGGUAUUUCGAUGUUGAGUACACUUGCCCACCAUGGGAUCAACUUUGUGCCGCUUGGAUAUAAGAAUACACUUCAGUUUCUGGAUAGUUUGGAUGAAGUCCACGGCGGAAGUGCUUGGGGAGCUGGGACAUUGGCUGGACACGGAUCACGUCAACCCAGGCUGCUGGAGAUCCAGCUUGCUGAGGUGCAAGGGAAAUCAUUUUAUGAGCGGGUGUCUAAGGUGGACUUUUCCUGA
Talaromyces rugulosus is the source of this 585-nucleotide messenger RNA. RefSeq lists its product as uncharacterized. The transcript is spliced from 3 exons. The annotation marks the transcript as partial. Lineage: Eukaryota; Fungi; Ascomycota; Eurotiomycetes; Eurotiales; Trichocomaceae. Gene Ontology annotation, molecular function: FMN binding; NAD(P)H dehydrogenase (quinone) activity. The record is from RefSeq and is a predicted model, not a curated record.